AUGAAGCUCACCACCACCGCCGUGCUGGCCGCCCUCGGCCUGGCGUCGUCGGCCGUUGCCAGCAUCGGCCGCGGCGUGCCCCAGGACAUCAGCCACAUCCCUUCGCUCUACCAGCGGCACCGCGAUUCGGGCGAGUACAUGCGCAUCGUCCACAAGCGCGGCACUCCCACCGAGCACCUGCAGCGCCGCGCCGCGCCCACCGACGAGGCCUCGGCGGCCAAGAUCUCCGACCCCGUGGCCGAGUGCACCGCCUACAACCUGCCCGAGGUGGCCGCCAUCGCCAACAAGUUCCCCAAGCCGUGGGAGAAUGCCACCAUCGUCAGCGGCGACUCUGAGGCGCAGGACGUCUGGAAGACCAUCCAGGGCUCGGGCAUCAUCCCCACGAGCGUCAAGCCCAAGGGCACCGCCAACGGCGACUUUAGCGCCUUUACCCCCACCUACGACAAGACCGACCCGGACUGCUGGUGGACGUUCAACGGAUGCGUCAAGCCGAAGCACGACAAGCUGCCCGCCGACACGUACAGCUGCCCCGAGCCCAGCACCUGGGGCCUCACGUUUGACGACGGACCCAACUGCACCCACAACGCCUUCUACGACUUCCUGCUCGAGAAGAAGCAGAAGGCCACGCUCUUCUACAUCGGAUCCAACGUCCUCGACUGGCCCCUCGAGGCCCAGCGCGGCCUCGUCGACGGCCACCACCUCUGCGUCCACACGUGGAGCCACCAGUACAUGACGGCGCUCCCCGACGAGCAGGUGUUUGCCGAGCUCUACUACACGGCCAAGGUCAUCAAGGACGUCGUCGGCGUCACGCCCACGUGCUGGCGACCUCCGUUCGGCGACGUCGACGACCGCGUCCGCGGCAUCGCCACGGGCCUGGGCCUCGAGACGGUCAUCUGGACCGACGACACCGACGACUGGCAGCUGCCCCCCGCCGGCACCAAGUCCAAGGCCGACGUCGACAACAACUACAAGACCAUCAUCGGCAAGCAGUCGGCCAGCGGCGGCAACAUUGUCCUCACCCACGAGAUCAACGACGCCACGAUGCAGGAGUUCAUGGGCCAGUACGCCAACAUCCAGGCCGCGUUCAAGCACAUUGUGCCGCUGACGGCGUGCAAGAACCAGACCAAGCCGUACCCGGACAUGGACAUCACCUACCCCAACUUUGCCGACUACACCAGCGGCAAGAUUGACGCAAAGGGCCUGCCCAGCGGCACCACGAUCAAGGCCAGCGACGCCGACUACAAGCCGCAGCUGGCCGCGUCGUACACGAGCAACGGCGGCGCUCAGGCCACGGGCGGCAGCGCCGCCGCCGUCACGGCCUCGGGCAGCAUCGACAAGGCCAAGGGCUCGUCGUCGUCGUCGUCUUCGUCGACGGCGUCCAAGUCGGCCAGCGUCGCCGCCUUUGGCACCUGCUCGAUGGUCGCCUCGCUGGUCAUUGGCGGUGCCUGCGCCGUGGCCUCGCUCUUUGUCUGA
This is a messenger RNA of Pseudozyma flocculosa PF-1, 1473 nucleotides long. RefSeq lists its product as uncharacterized. The transcript has a single exon. The record is from RefSeq and is a predicted model, not a curated record. Gene Ontology annotation, cellular component: membrane. Gene Ontology annotation, biological process: carbohydrate metabolic process. Gene Ontology annotation, molecular function: chitin deacetylase activity. Lineage: Eukaryota; Fungi; Basidiomycota; Ustilaginomycetes; Ustilaginales; Ustilaginaceae. The coding region runs from base 1 to 1473 and encodes 490 amino acids.